Messenger RNA from Phycomyces blakesleeanus NRRL 1555(-), 687 nucleotides. RefSeq lists its product as hypothetical. Gene Ontology annotation, molecular function: 3'-5'-RNA exonuclease activity; nucleic acid binding. NCBI's taxonomy places the organism in Eukaryota, Fungi, Mucoromycota, Mucoromycetes, Mucorales, Phycomycetaceae. The transcript has 8 exons. The record is from RefSeq and is a predicted model, not a curated record. Gene Ontology annotation, cellular component: mitochondrion. Bases 48 to 593 code for a protein of 181 amino acids.
CAAAGGAUUAACUUUCAUACGUACGCACACAUAGAUAACUAUCAAGAAUGAUUAAGGACCCGCUCGUUUGGAUCGACUGUGAGAUGACUGGUCUUGAUAUACAGAAGGACUGCCUAAUUGAGAUCGCAGUCUUGAUCACUGAUGGUGAAUUGAAUGUGGUUGCCGAGGGGCCAGAACUAAUUAUUCAUCAACCACGCCAUGUGAUGGACUCAAUGAAUGAAUGGUGUAUUGAACACCAUGGAGCAUCUGGCUUGACUCGUUCAGUAUUGGAGAGUAAAAUCAGUACAGCCGAAGCACAUCAACGAGUGGUGUCUUUUUUGAAAGAGCACAUCCCAGCCGGAGUUGCUCCUUUGGCUGGAAACUCUGUCCAUGCUGACAAGCGUUUCCUUGAAAAAGAAAUGCCAGAGGUAGUUGAACAUUUGCACUACCGUAUCGUGGAUGUGAGCACUAUCAAGGAAUUGGCCAAGAGAUGGAACCCUGAUGUUGCAGCAGGUGUUAUCAAAAAGAAUGGCCACCGUGCUUUAGAUGACAUCAAGGAGAGUAUCGAUGAACUAAAAUAUUACCGCAAAUAUCUCUUCAUUGCUCCACAGUAAAGGUGUAGAAUCUAAUUAUAUAAUGACAAUUUAUUAUAAUUGGCCUGCCUUUCAUCAUUUGUGAUCCAAAAGAAUAAAAUAAAAUAGACACGGG